AUGAGGCACCUGCCGUACUUCUGCCGAGUUGUGUGGGGCUUCAGCCACAGCUCCAAACAGCUGGGCAUCCCCACAGCCAACUUUCCAGAACAAGUAGCUGAUAAUCUUCCAGCUGAUGUAUCCACUGGCAUUUAUUAUGGUUGGGCCAGUGUUGUAAAUGGAAAUGUUCAUAAGAUGGUGGUGAGCAUAGGAUGGAACCCAUACUACAAGAAUACAAAAAAGUCUAUGGAAACUCAUAGAAUGCAUAUCUUCAAAGAGGACUUCUAUGGGGAGAUCCUCAAUGUGGCCAUUGUUAGCUACCUCAGACCAGAAAAGAACUUCGAUUCUUCAAAAGAGAAGAAAUAAGAAUCCCUUAUUUCAGCAAUUCAAGCUGAUAUUGAGGAAGCUAAGAAACGACUAGAUUUACCAGAACAUUUGAAAUUCAAAGAAGACAAUUUCUUCCAGGUUCCUAAAAACAAAAUAAUGAAUGGCUACUGAUUAAAAAAAAA
Molecule: messenger RNA, 488 nt
Organism: Leptonychotes weddellii (Weddell seal)
Lineage: Eukaryota; Metazoa; Chordata; Mammalia; Carnivora; Phocidae
Product: riboflavin kinase
Biological process (GO): FMN biosynthetic process; riboflavin biosynthetic process
Cellular component (GO): mitochondrion
Molecular function (GO): riboflavin kinase activity
Source: RefSeq, a predicted model, not a curated record